AUGGUCCCUCCGCAAAGAACGGGAUCAUUUUCUCCAAACCCAGCUCAGACUCUCCAGACUGGAAGCAAUCAUUCUCCCCAUCCAUCGCACGCUGGCGUCCUCAGUGCUGGCGCAAGCCCCAGCACCAGCAGUCCGACAGGGCCCAACUCCGUGACGAAGAUUGUUGUAGCACAAGUCUACCUCUUACUGAGCACUAUCAAGGAAGAAAAGGAGGAUACGUCCAAGUGGGAUUCGAGGGGUGCACAGCUACAAAAACUCAUCGAUGAGAACGGAAUGGAGGUUUUUUCAAAAUACUUCACCCGGCUGGUUGCCGGAAAUGCCGCUCAGAUAUUUCCCAGCCUCAAUCGGCCGGUCACGGGUUCCGGCAACUACCAUAUCCUGGUAGUCGAAAUGCGAAAGAUUGCACAUGAGCCAGAACAAGCCAGGAAAAUAGCGGAGUCAGUCGAAAGUGGAACGGAAGACAUUUUUCGAGAUUUUGAUCUCUCGACAUUCAUGGAGAACUUCAAGCUUGAUGCUUUGGAGAAGACGCUUCUGGCCUUGGCUUUCAAGAUUGGGUCGCGUUCGGACCUCAAAACGAAAGCCCUGGUGGUUGACCGGUUUAUACAAUACCACCCACCAAGCUUCAACGCCUCUUCCCGACGUGAUUUACAGACUUACGUAGCCAAGCGAUAUAUCAGUAUGGACCAGGCCCCUCCAUCUGAGGUUUUGGCUGCGCUGGAUAUCGGUCGAGUUUUGGCCGAUCGGCCUGCGAAUGCUCUGGCAAGAUAUAUCCAAAAGACUGGUUCUGAAUUCACUAGGGACGAGGAGGCUUGUAUCCUGUACCUGCAGAAUCGUCCUAACAACAUCCAGCUUAAUCCCGAACAAGUCUCCGCCGCUUUAACAUAUGUCACAAUUAGCCAAUCCCCAGAACACGACCCCACUAUCCUCGUCAAUGCGCUACAACGAGUGAUUGGAAAGUCCUUCGAUUGGAAUGAGACGGUUUUGUUCUUCGAUCAGCCAUCAGCGCGCAUUUCGUCUUUCCAGUUCCUUCGGCUUUAUACUGCAUUGCUACCAAUUGCAAAAGACCCGAAAUACAACUUCGAUAUCCAGAGACUUUGGGGUGGGUCUUGGAGUGAACCAGAAGCUCAGCUAUCUUUUGUGAGCGCGUAUGCAUCUUUGGCCCCAAAUCAGCUUGAUGCAACAACUGUUCCUGGCUUAAAGAGGAGUAUCUCCAUCGAAGAUUACGUCAACUCGCCGGCAAACGUGCGAGAAAGAGCUGCAGUAGCUGUCAAACACCCUCUGGUGUCUGUCGCUGCUCUUUCCGCAAUUUUUAACGUUGCAUUGAACUCUGUCCAUGCGUCACAGAGCGUCGAGGCCAAGCGGUUAUUUCAAGAGGUUGUCGUCCCGAACUUGGACAUCUUCUUGGUCUCGGCUCUUGAGGUUCCGCGAGACACAUGGGCCCCGAUGGCCGUGGAUACAUUAACUUCGCUAUUUGAAAACUUUUUGUACAAACGCUCCCCAGAGUAUGAUUUCGUUUUGGACAGCCUGUGGAGGAAAGACAAGGAUUGGGUGAUUCAACGAUUGAUUGAUGCCCAUGCUGUUAAACCUGUGGAUCUUCCCCUCAUCUUUGAACAUGCAUUGCGGCAUAAUUGGCUCGACGUUCUAGUCUACCUCCCAAACGGUUUUGGUAUUGAUCUCGCUGCUCUGGCUCAUACCGAAGGCUAUUUGGACUUGAGCAGUUGGGCAAGCUUUAACGCGGAGAGAAGUGCAGAAAUAUCCCGCACACUUUUGCAAUUUCUUUUGAUCAAGGCAGAAUUGGAGAUACGGUACCAACGGCCAGCUGACGGCCAACUGCCCAUGAAAUCAAGUACAAGCCUUCAAGUUCGUACGGUGUCGGCACUAUUGCAAAUUCUGGAGGACUUCCUGCCCAAGGCACCCGUACAAGACCUUAUCAUGGUUCAGCGUCUGUGCAUCACGGCAUAUCCUCGAUUGAUCAAUUAUGGCGAAGGCUACGAUAAUGUCAUUGACGAAAACGGGAAGGACGGCAAUGGCUUGCCAGUCGCAGCCAACAGCAAAAUGGAAGAUCAUUAUAAGAAGAUGUACGGCGGCGAAGAAGACGUGCGCACCAUUGUGGACAUCUUGAGGGAAUAUAAGCACUCUAAAGAUCCUUUAGAUCAGGACACUUUCGCCUGCAUGAUCCAUGGCUUGUUCGAUGAGUACAAUCAUUACCAGGACUAUCCACUUGAGGCAUUGGCUACGACUGCCGUACUCUUUGGUGGCAUCAUCUCUCACAAACUAAUAUCAGACUUGUCAUUGAAGAUUGGGCUUGGCAUGAUACUCGAAGCUGUCCGAGACCACUCGCUCGACAAACCGAUGUUCAAGUUUGGACUUCAGGCCCUGAUACAGCUCUACGUGCGUUUCCAGGAGUGGCCGGGCUUUUGUCGACAAUUACUGCAAAUACCGGGUCUUCAAGGCACCGAAGCCUUUAAGAGGGCUGAAGAUGCUGUUCACGACCACGAAGGAGACCUUGUUCGCUCUAGCAAUGGAGCCGGCACACCCCUUGCACUAGCAUUCAAUUCGGAUACUUUUGCUAAUGGUGCCUCCGAUGAGCAACCUGGGGCCGACGCACAAGCUCCUGCUUUUACCGCAAUCGACGUUGACUCCACCAUCCCUGGCAUCGAGUUCGAAGAACCAGGCGAGGAGGAGCAGGGCAAGAUCCAGUUUGUGUUGAAUAACAUUACCGAAGGUACUAUUCAGUCUAUGCGAAAUGAGCUACGGGAAAUGCUUGAGCGCAAGCAUCAGCAGUGGUUUGCCAGCCAUCUAGUGGAAGAACGUGCCAAAAUGCAGCCCAAUUAUCAUCACGUUUAUCUCGACCUUGUAACUGUCCUGCAAGAUAAGGCGCUUUGGGAUGAGGUUCUCCGAGAAACAUAUAUCAGCGUGUCAAGAAUGCUGAAUUCGGAAACGACAAUGCAAAACUCCACCGAGCGGACGCAUCUCAAGAACCUGGGUGGUUGGCUCGGCUUGCUGACCUUGGCGAGAGAUCGCCCUAUCCGGCACAGGAACAUUGCGUUCAAGCAGCUGCUCAUCGAGGCCCAUGACACGAAGAGGCUCAUAAUCGUCAUCCCCUUCGUUUGCAAGGUUCUGAUCCAGGGCGCCUCGUCUACCGUCUUUCGUCCCCCGAAUCCCUGGCUUAUGGAUAUCAUUCAUUUGCUGAUUGAAUUAUAUCAUCAUGCAGAAUUGAAGCUCAAUCUCAAAUUCGAGAUAGAGGUCCUCUGCAAGGGUCUGAACCUCGACCAUAAGAGCAUUGAGCCGUCUGGCGAAAUUCUCAAUCGGCCCGCUUUGGAGGAAGCGACAGACGCACUAGGUCCUGAGCAACUAGAAGCGUUCGAAAAUAUAUCAUUGAACGGACUUGGGUCUACGGUUGGCGCAGGCAUUUCUACGCAGUCUGUAGCUGCUACAAUUCCCGACCUCGGCCCCCUGAUCACUAUUCCACCUACCAAUGAAAUGGUCAUCAGCACAACACGGCUGCACGAAAUUGUCCGAAGUGCUAUGACCCGAGCACUACAAGAUAUAAUCCAGCCUGUCGUCGAUAGAUCCGUCACUAUCGCGGCGAUAUCGACGGCGCAAAUGGUUCGAAAGGAUUUUGUGACAGAACCAGACGAGAACCGCAUGCGCGCCUCUGCGGUGAGCAUGGUCAAAGCAACCGCUGGCGGCCUGGCCUUGGUUACCUCAAAAGAGCCUUUACGAGCCAAUUUGACCAACCACAUGCGCAACUUUUCCAGCGAUCUUCCCUCCGGCCUUCCUGAAGGCACCAUCAUCAUGUGCGUAAACAGCAACCUCGACCUUGCUCUCAGCAUCAUUGAAAAGCAAGCAGAGGAACGAGCUGUGCCAGAAAUUGAGGACAUGAUUGAAUCGGAUCUCGAAGCCAGACGACGACAUCGUUUGCAGCACCCCAACGAGCCAUUCUUUGCAGCAACUGUGAACCGCUGGGCAAUGACUAUCCCAAAUCCAUUCAAGUUGUCUCCCACCUCCAAUGGUCUCAAUCCAGAGCAAAUGGCUAUUUACGAAGAUUUUGCAAGACAAUCGCGAACUACACCAGCCGCGGCGCCCACACACGCAGCAUCAGCUUCAGAUACCACGCGAACUCUGGCCAACGAGGUGCUUCAGGAGCCAUACACAAAUAUUCCCAAUAUUCCUACGCCCGCAGAGACCCCUUCAAUCCAGCAUUUAGGCACACAGAUGCAGCCCUAUGCACCUGUGCAGACUGCUGCUGCCAAUGCCAUGCCCAGUGGGCGCAAUGCUGGUUUUCACCAGAUGGAUGUCAGGACCUUGGCCGAUAAAGUGAACAGAUUGCUCCAGGAACUGCUGAGAGUUGCAGGCGAGGCUCGGGAGGAUCAUUUUUUGGAUCUCCCCAGGCCACAUCUCGUCCUCGACGUUGUCGACGCCCUUGUUCAGUUGAUUAUUAAGACGUCUCAGAACUCAGAGGAAUUUGCCAUUUACGCAGCUGAGCAGAUCAGUGCGCUCAUCUUCCAACAGGUGGAGGAUAACCUUACGCUCGAGAGCCUGGUUCAUGUGCUGGAAACCCUACGCAAAAUUUCCGGCCCUGCUUUGAAUAGCCGUGUACGUGCCCUGUUUAGCCAGCAGCCGGGAUCGAACUUUUUAAAUCUGCCUCUCCUUGCAGCCCUCAUUCGCACCGACUUGCUUGAUUGGAGAAACAUUGAUCUGGCAAUGUCCAAGGCCAUCGAAGCCCGUAAAGAUGGCUCACUCGAAUUUCUCGAACACAUGCUUGACCUAGCGUUGCUGAACAACCGCCCAAUCGCGCUGUACGCCGACUUUAUUCGAACUCUAGAAACUGCCUGGGCCUGGAUAUCUGAGGAACCUGGCAGCGCCGCUGGACAGAGGCUGAAGGCGAAGCUGAUGGGCUCAGGACUGCCUCAGCCAUCCCGGGUCCCUACAGACGUGGACAGUCAAGCAACAGUCUUCCGACAAGACCAAAUGGAAUAUGUGUUUGAAGAAUGGGUCCAUCUCUGGAACAACCAGAACGCACUCGACAAAUCCAUCACCGUCUUCAUUCAGCAGCUGCAAGCGAAGCAAAUUGUUCGUGAUAAAGAUGACCUUUUUGUCUUCAUUCGGACUGCCAUAGACUUGUCCGUUGAUCGAUUCGAGCAUAUUCUCCAUGUCGGCGCUAUAGGCGAUGCAUAUGUCAUGAUUGAUGCCCUUGCCAAACUCAUAAGCAUGUUGAUUAGCCUGCAUGAGGAUGCCUCGAGCUCCCGUGCUUCGUUCCUCGACUCAAUUCUGGUGUUGAUCACUUUAGUCCUCAACCACCAUCAUGUCAAGAGAGGCGAACAACUGAACCAAAGGGUCUUCUUCCGCUUGUUAUCAAUGUUGCUGCAUGAGGUGCACAACGAAUCUGAGAACCUUUCAGAGCAGGAGAAGCGAAACAUGAUGCUGAAAUUUGCUGCUAGGUUCAGUGACUUGGGUCCUCUGCGACUCCCUGGUUUCACUUUUGCGUGGCUCUCUCUUAUCCAACACCGAGUUUUCUUGCCUGUCAUACUUCAGAUGCCGGACAACGCUGGAUGGGGCCUCUACGUCAAUCUGGUGGUUCAGCUACUCGACAGCCUGAGCGAGCAACUGAAGGCUUUCAACGUUUUGACCGUAUCGAAAGAAGUCUACAGGGCAACCCUCAAGCUUCUGAUUGUACUGCAGCACGACUUCCCCGAUUUCGUCGCGGGCAACCAUAUCAGGCUUUGCGCCAGCAUUCCUCCUCACUGCACCCAGCUGCUCAACUCUGUGCUCUCAGCCAAUCCUCAACAGGGAUAUACCAAAUUGCCAGAUGGGAAAGAGGAUAUCAAGACGUACCUUGGCUUGAUUGAAGAAGCCAAAGCAAUGUUGCAAGACGGUGGGCUGUUGGAUUUGGUAGAUCAAACUAUACAUGCCGGCCCUUCGGAAGACAUUGUCGCCCAGAUCGCCCAUGCCAUGACACAAAGCGAGCCGCAAGAGACUUCGUACGGGCAUAUCAGCGUUGCGGCUAACCCUUACGUGAUUGGCUCCCUUCUAGUUUAUAUUGGCAAUCAAGCAGCUGAAAGACUGUCCCAGACAUCUUCGUCCAUUGCGAUCACGGGCAGCGAGCCAGAAGUAUCUACAUUGUCGCUCCUCGUCCAUGAAUUGGCGCCAGAAGCUAGAUACUAUUUGAUUGCCGGCAUGGUGAAUCAACUACGGUUCCCGAAUAGCCUUACGGAAUUUUUCAGCCAGGUGCUUCUCCAUAUUUUUGGAAAGGAUCUGAACGAUCCUGAAGAAUCGGACAUUCGCCAGGAGAUUAUUCGAGUGUUUCUGGAGCGACUGGUGGGUUACUGGCCUCAGCCAUGGGGUCUCAUGUUGACGGUUUUGGAACUGGUGAAAAACGAAAAGUACAUGUUCUUUGAUCUUCCUUUUGUCAAAUCAAUCCCAGAGGUUGCCGAUAGGUUCGCGGCCAUUCUUCAGAGACCUUAA
This is a messenger RNA of Metarhizium album ARSEF 1941, 6468 nucleotides long. Its product is annotated as CCR4-Not complex component, Not1. The transcript is spliced from 3 exons. Gene Ontology annotation, cellular component: P-body; CCR4-NOT core complex. The coding region runs from base 1 to 6468 and encodes 2155 amino acids. Gene Ontology annotation, molecular function: molecular adaptor activity. Gene Ontology annotation, biological process: nuclear-transcribed mRNA catabolic process, deadenylation-dependent decay. The record is from RefSeq and is a predicted model, not a curated record. Lineage: Eukaryota; Fungi; Ascomycota; Sordariomycetes; Hypocreales; Clavicipitaceae.